CUAAACAUUGUCGUUUCGGGUUACGCGGGAAUAAGUGCAUACAUAACACAAGUUGUUAUUCAAAAUGUUGUUAAAAGUACUAGGCGUUUGCCUAUUGGCAGCUGUCAGCCAGGCGAUAUUUCCGCUACACCAUCACCACCAACCAAUAAUUCAUCAUCCCGCAAUUUCCCACCAAGAGUACGAGAAGCACGACGGUCCCCACCACCCAAUACCAAUACAUCAUGUACCAAUCCACCUGCCACCGAUUCAUCACCAUGCCCCAAUUAUUCACCACGCUCCAAUUCAUCAUAUUCCUCAUUAUGAUCAUUAUGCUUUCCCAGAGUAUAAAUUUUCUUACUCCGUGCAUGAUCACCACACUGGAGACGUGAAGUCUCAACAUGAAGUAAGGCAUGGAGACAUUGUAAAAGGAGGUUACGAGCUCGUAGAGCCUGACGGUAGACACAGGAAGGUCGAAUAUAAGGCUGAUGAUCAUACAGGAUUUAAUGCUAUUGUACACCAUUCAUCGCCUCAUCAUCAUGUUCAUCUUGCGCAUCAUCAUCAUAUAUAGACAUUUUCAAUAUCACCGACCGAUAUCAUAAGGAUGUGAUACGCCACCUCGUCUAAUACUUCGGAAAGACUGACUAAAUCCUAUUUCUAUGCAGUUUUGUAAAAUAUUUUCAUAAUA
Messenger RNA from Galleria mellonella (greater wax moth), 664 nucleotides. RefSeq names its product cuticle protein 8-like (gene CPR82). The transcript is spliced from 4 exons. Gene Ontology annotation, cellular component: extracellular matrix. The record is from RefSeq and is a predicted model, not a curated record. Bases 65 to 547 code for a protein of 160 amino acids. NCBI's taxonomy places the organism in Eukaryota, Metazoa, Arthropoda, Insecta, Lepidoptera, Pyralidae.